Messenger RNA from Ictidomys tridecemlineatus (thirteen-lined ground squirrel), 661 nucleotides. The record is from RefSeq and is a predicted model, not a curated record. NCBI's taxonomy places the organism in Eukaryota, Metazoa, Chordata, Mammalia, Rodentia, Sciuridae.
UCUUCCCCUCCAAACCCUAUAUGUUUCUUUCUAGCAAUAAGGUCCUCUGCUCCUUGGAUUCUGGGGCAUGCUGGAAAAGCCAUUAGAAGCCUUCAAAGGACUAAUAUCCUAGGGCUGUGGGCAGAAUCAAACUUACCUCAAGAGAAGGGCUAUCCUGGUAUUAGAAAAGGAGGCCAGAGAAACUUCUGAAAUGAUGGGGUCCCAGAACCCAGAUGACUACUGGAUCCUGCUAGGGUACAACCGGAUGACGGAUCCCAGUAACUACAGCAUGCAGAUGGCAGUGAGCCAGCUCAUUGUCCACCCAGACUUCGACAAGCAUCAUUUUUUAGGGAGUGACAUCACCUUGAUGAAGCUGCAGGUGCCUGUGAAUUUCAACUCCCAUGUCCUGCCUGCCUGUCUCCCAGACAGCUCCACAAAGCCGGACCCUAAGAGUUCCUGCUGGAUAAGUGGCUGGGGGAUGACAAUUGAUGAAACUGAUCAUGCAGAAUCACUGCCACCUGCCAUAACACUUCAGGAGGCAGAGGUCAGUCUCUUAGACAAUGAGGACUGUAACGCCUAUUAUAGAUAUUCAGACCCCAACGCAACUGGCUCAAAAUCUGUUGGUGUAUUUGACGACAUGGUGUGUGCUGGGGACCCCAUGAAUGGAACAUCCAUCUGCCGG